Molecule: messenger RNA, 765 nt
Organism: Carcharodon carcharias (great white shark)
Lineage: Eukaryota; Metazoa; Chordata; Chondrichthyes; Lamniformes; Lamnidae
Product: NADH-ubiquinone oxidoreductase subunit 8-like
Exons: 7
Coding region: 97-723 (208 amino acids)
Biological process (GO): mitochondrial electron transport, NADH to ubiquinone; mitochondrial respiratory chain complex I assembly
Cellular component (GO): membrane
Molecular function (GO): NADH dehydrogenase activity; 4 iron, 4 sulfur cluster binding
Source: RefSeq, a predicted model, not a curated record
UAGUUCGUGCUCUGGGAGGAUUCACUGGGAGGACCAGGCGGCAUGCCGGGAUAGUUCGUGCUCUGGGAGGAUUCACUGGGAGGAUUAGGAGUGAACAUGUUGGCUCUCCGAGUAAUCCAGAAAUCUGCAGCAAAUGGAAGGAUGCUGUUCCCAGGAUCUUUCUGCCAGAUCAGCACUGCUGCCCCUUUGAGAAGUUUCAAGUACGUCAAUAUGAAGGAGGAACCCACUGAUAUGCGUACGAUCACUGACAAUGCAGCUCAGACCCUGUUUUGGACAGAGUUAUUUCGAGGCCUUGCAAUGACCUUGAGCUACUUGUUUCGGGAGCCAGCCACCAUUAACUACCCGUUUGAGAAGGGGCCCCUGAGCCCUCGGUUCCGAGGUGAACACGCACUGCGAAGGUAUCCUUCAGGCGAGGAGCGCUGCAUCGCUUGUAAACUCUGUGAGGCUGUCUGUCCUGCUCAGGCAAUCACAAUUGAGGCAGAGCCAAGGGCUGAUGGGAGCCGGAGAACAACAAGAUAUGACAUCGAUAUGACAAAGUGCAUUUACUGUGGUUUCUGUCAGGAAGCUUGCCCAGUUGAUGCCAUUGUAGAGGGUCCUAACUUUGAGUUCUCCACUGAAACACACGAGGAAUUGCUGUACAACAAGGAAAAACUUCUGAACAAUGGGGACAAGUGGGAAGCCGAGAUUGGAGCCAAUAUCCAGGCUGACUACCUGUACCGCUGAAGCAUGUUGACUCAAUAGAAUAAAUCUAACUUUUCAGACUAA